This is a messenger RNA of Andrographis paniculata, 1837 nucleotides long. Its product is annotated as transcription factor TCP23-like. Bases 289 to 1545 code for a protein of 418 amino acids. The transcript is spliced from 2 exons. Gene Ontology annotation, molecular function: DNA-binding transcription factor activity; sequence-specific DNA binding. The record is from RefSeq and is a predicted model, not a curated record. Gene Ontology annotation, cellular component: nucleus. Lineage: Eukaryota; Viridiplantae; Streptophyta; Magnoliopsida; Lamiales; Acanthaceae.
GUGACACACUACACUGACUCCCUUUAGUACUAAACCCUUUUGAUUUCUCUCUCUACAAAGACACCAGUCAACCAAGAGAGCGAGAAUGAAUAGAGGGAAAAUUCAAGAACCCCACCAAUUAAUUACUCCCACUUAAAGAGUUUUCCAACAAAACAACUUGAUCUCUAACCUUUUUCCCAUUUUUCUUUUCCCCUCAUUUGGUGUUUUUCCACUUACUGCUUAGUACUCCUCCUCCUCCUCAAUGUUCAUCGUCAUCAUCAGAAACUAGAAAAUAAACCAAACAAUUCCAUGGAAUUCAUGGACCAAAACCCUAAAAACCAGGGAGGUGCUGCCACCAGCGCCACCUCCUCGGACCGCCACCAUGAACCGCCGCCGUCCUCGCUACAGCUGAUCUCUCCGCCCCACCACCACCACCACCAAAGUCAAACGGAACCCGGUUCUGGGUCCGGUCCAACCCCACCCCAUCCCCAUGCCCUUGGCCCCUUCAUGGGCUCCAUAUCCAUUAAUCCCCAAUCAAGAAACUUAGCUCACUCCUCUUCCUCCUCCUCCUCCACCACCACCGCCGCCGCCGCCGCCAAUAACAACGAUACACAUAAUUCUUCCGCCACCAAAACGGUGGCCAAGAAACCUUCCAAGGACCGCCACACGAAGGUUGAUGGCCGCGGGAGGCGCAUACGCAUGCCGGCCUUGUGUGCCGCCAGGGUUUUCCAGCUCACCAGAGAAUUGGGCCACAAAUCCGACGGCGAAACAAUCGAGUGGCUCCUCCACCAGGCGGAGCCCGCCAUUAUUGCCGCCACCGGCACCGGAACCCUUCCGGCCAAUUUCUCCACUCUCAACGUCUCCCUCCGCAGCAGCAGCACUACAAUCUCAGCCCCGCCGUCCAAAUCCGCGCCGCUCUUCCUCGGCAGCGGGGCCGCCGCAGGCAUGCUGGGGUUCCACCCCCAGCUCGCCGCCACCGCCACCGCCGCCCCUUUCGGCCAGGAUCCAGAUGAGAACAAUUACCUGAAAAAACGCUUCAGAGAAGACGCAAGCGGGUCGACAUCCCCGAAACCAGAUCAAGAGCCCGGAUCCGACCCGAAACCCGGAUCCUCCCAACCUUCCAAUUACAUCCCAGCGCACGCCAUGUGGGCCGUCGCCCCAGCUGCCGCCAACGUCGGGAACGCCUUCUGGAUGCUUCCUGUAACAGGAGGAGCCGCGGCGGCGACGGCGGGGCCCCAAGAAUGGCCGUACAAGGCAUCUUCAAUGCAGAGAAUCGGAGGAUUCGAAUUCUCCAGCGCCAGCCGGUUCAACCCGGUUCAAUUAGGAUCAAUGGUGCUUCAGCAGCAGCAGCAGCAGCAGCAGCAGGCGAUGGGAUUAGGAGUUACAGAAACAAAUAUGGGAAUGUUAGCCUCAAUCAACGCAUACAACAGCAGUAAUAACAGCAGAAUUGAUUUGGGGAUGAAUUUGGAGCACCAUCACCAUCACCACCACCACCACCACGACGGCCAAAGUCAGCCGCAGCACAGCGGCAGCGGCGAGGAAGAAAACCCUAAAGAUUCGCCAUAAUUUCUUGCACGAAAAGGGUUGGUCUGGAUGUUUCUUGAAUUUCAGGCGUUAGGGUUUUCUAGGAUCAAACAAUUCUGGAAAUCCAAGCAAAAAAAUUUGGUUUUUUCUUUUAAUAAUUAAUGAGAUGAUUGAUGAGGAAUGUCCCUAUUGGGGCACUCACUCGCUGUAAAAUCCAAUUCUUGAUAAGUGUGAAGUUGUUGUCAAGUGGUCACUGUGUUCAUUCAAUUCCAAUUGAAAAAACAGAUGAAAAGCUGAUCUGAUCAUCAAAGAUUUAGAUUUUGAUUUUGAUUGA